AGUGAUGAAGGCUUCAGUAGCUCCAGCACUGAAGAUGUACCUGACCCAAACUCAAGCACGUUGCCUUCCAAGGGGACAGGACAGUGCAGUAUCAUACAAGAAGAUGGAAGAGAUACGGGCUCUGAUGCCUUACAGCAAGCUGCAGAAGCAAGGGAGAGAUGUCUGCCUAUCUCAGUGCCUGCAGAGGGCUGUUUGGAGGAUGUCACAGCAGACCUUGCAAGCAGCAGUGAUGUAUUGCCAACCUCAAACUGCAAUGAAGCAAAGAAUGACAAAGAGGAGGGAACAGCACACGGUGUUUCUGAGGACAGAGGCCCCAAAUGUGACCCCGAUGCACCUGCUGCUCUGAGAACUGGUGGGAAUGAUCCUGGGAAGCCCAGCCCUCCUGCAGAGCCUACAGAGGCACGUUUGAGGGAGUCGAGGACCCCGUUGCAGAGUGAGCAGCUGGGGGGCAGGGGGCAGCUGCAGGUCAGCAUCUCCCCCCAGGGUGCAGGAGCAGGGGAUUAUUUUCCUGCCCAGAAGGCUGAACAGGAGCUGGGAUUUUGGGAAGUAGGUCAGGCACAAGCUGUAGUGCAGCAAGGUAGACUGAACACAGAUGGUGAAGAUGGUCUGCUAAUGAGAAAGGAAACCUUAAUCCCAAAUUACCCACCAACAGGAGCAGUUGUAAAUGCUGCAAGACCUGAGACCAGGGAGGUCUACAGCCUGCAGGUGGGGGCUGUAAUGACAGGAAAUGAGGUAACCUCAGCCCAAAGACAAGGAGCACCACCAGCAGCUUGCCCUUUAGUGCCAGAGCUGCCUUUUGACCCCCCAGAUCUUCUCCCCGUGCCAAAGCUGGAAGAACCUUUCAGGGAAUGUAUGCCUGCAAACAACUACCAACAUCCAAUGAGAAGUGAAGCGGUGGGAACAGCCUCUGAGAAAGAUGAAGCCAUUUCUCAAAGAGAGCUUCCAAAGGAGGAUGAGCUUGUUAGUGCUGAGCCUUCAUCGUUUAAGCAAGGGGAAGAGCAAAAAUCAGCUGUCAGAACUGAAAGCCAAAAAGAUGAAGCCAGUAGCAAUGAAAUCAUAAAAGCUGAUGUGUCUGGAGAGAGGUCUAUGCUUUCUGAAACAGAGAGUGUUACCAGUCCCACUGAGGACAAUUCCCUGGUAGAUAACAGAUUAGUGUUGGAAGAAUAUGCAUUAAGAGGUUCUCUGAGCAGAUCUAUGGAAAUGAAUCGAAAGAGAACUGAAUCAGUGAACCUAACAGGAGAGCAAAACACAACACGAGCAGAGGAGGCACGAGCAGACAGUGGGUUACCUGCGGGGUCAGAUUUGGCAGAAAGACAACUGCUGAGCUCCCUUGGCAUCCACAACGAGGAUGCAAGAGAAAUCCACCUGGGACAAAGCCCUGAAGCACCCAGUCCUUGUGCUAAGGCUGCAGCAGGUGAGCUGAAGGAAGGAGCUGUGGGAAAGCCCCUAAAUGUAAGGGGUGACUUGGAAUCCCUUGAAGACCACUCACAGUCUCUUGGCUGUAGAGCUGAACAGCAGCAGGGUGGAGGGAAAGCAGCCACCUCAAGUGCCCUGGAGAGCAGGGACAGCUUUGUGCUGUGCCCGAGGGCACAGUGCCUGCUGGGCUCUGCUUGCUGCCAUACUAAGGAUACAGCUCCAGGGCAGCCAGGCCGUCAUGAGGCUGAGGAGGUUUGUUCAGCUGGUGCACACAGUUCACUGCUCCUCCACCCUGAGAACAAUGGCAUUAUGCUGAGUGGGCAGGGUGAAGCCUGGGAAAAGGCUCUUGCUGGAGAAGCUGUGUUAGGGAUUGACUGCCAAACAGGCAGUCAAGGACAGCCCGAAAGCAGCAGCAAGGCUGGAGGAAGUAUGGAAACAUCCACAUCAAAGCCUGAACUUCAAGGCUCAAAUGAGGUGGCAGAGAUGGGAGGCUGUGCUGUGGGAUACGCUGAGGAGCGAGUGGCUGCUGCUGGGCAUGGUGAGGAGCAUGGAGAGAUGCAGCAUGGCUCUGAGGGGAGCACAGAGCUGGCAUCAGGCACCGAGUGCCAAGCUGCUGUGCUGAUGCCAGCUUGGCAGGAGCAAGUGGCUGCAGAAAGUCAAUGCAAUGCACAAAUGACCACUGCAGAAACUUUGCCAACUGAAGUUGGUACAGCAGAGCCUGUUCCUUGUCUGGCUUGUGUGGAAGGAGGGAGUGACAGCAUCGAGGGGAGCAAACACCUUUCUGUGAGUAACAAGAAGAGCUCUUUGGAGUGCAGUUUGGAAGACCUAUCUGAGCGUGAUGAGCACAGCCCUUCAGAGACCCUGCAGGACAGUCCUGGAGAUCCGCAAGCAAAUGCAGAUGUUCUGGCUGCUCUUCCACAAGUGGAACAGGUAGAGAAAUUGCUGACUUCAAACCCAGGACUCAAACACCAGGCACACCAAAGUGCACUGAUGACUGCCACGAGAGCGGAUGAGCAGGAACACAAAGAUGGGCCUCUAAACGUUGAGCAGCUUUUGGAACUAACGGAUCCCAGCAAUGCAUCAGAAAUGCCUCCACACAUGAAUAAAGGAGCUCUGCUGGGUCCUGCAGAAUUCCAUUGUGGCUCCAGCACAGCAGAAGGAGAGGAGGAAGAUGAGAGCAGUGCUGAGAUAUUGGAGGGUGUGUGCAGCAGCAAACACCUGCAAAACACUUCUGGUGUGACCGUGCUUAAUUUGCAAAAUUGCACUGAGCAAAACAAAACUGAUCUCAGGGCAGAAGAAAGCUGCUGCAGUAAGCAGAACUCAAACAAGCCCAAGCAGGGCAAUAAUUCUUUGAUCCCAGCUAGUCAGCAUGAGGAAGCAUGUCGGAAUGAUACGAUUUCUAAAGAAUCUGACAAGAACGAAGGGCCAGUCAGCGUCUGCGGGAUGAAAGGCAGCGCUGGGGAGAGCCACUCUGCUGCUGUAGAUGCUCUUCCAGGAAUGCAGCAUUCAGCAAGUGCCGUUAACGUACAGCAGGCUUUGCCCAGUAAUCCUGAAAUAGCAUCUACUUCUGAUAGUGCUGGGAGAAGUGAUCCUCAAAUGGCCAGCUCAGGAAUUCAAGGGGAAAUGUGGUUGGCAAAAAGCUCAGAAGAAAUGGAGGGUGUGAGUGCUGCUGGGGGCCUCCCCCAGAGGGGUGGGAUUAUGGAGGUGAGUGUGGAGGAUGAUGCUGGAGUUGAAGAAAUGAGCAAGAUGGAAAGUGCCAAAGGUCUGGGGGCAAAAGGGUGUCCUUCACUGCCCCAGGCACAUGGUGAAGUGAUUCCUGCUGCUAAGUCCCAUAAAUCCAGCUGCAUGCAACAGGCAUCAGAGGAGCCUGGUUUGUGUCAAGCCAAUUUUACAGCCCCCUCUGCACUGACCUCUGCAUUCCAUCAUCUCAGCCAGCAAGCUGGAAGCAAUGCGGACAGUGGUACUGAAGGGGAAUCAUUAAAUAACAAGCUGGAAGCUAUAGAGUUCCAGAACACACAAAGUAAUACUCACGGGCAGAUUGCUGCAGGUCUUCAGGUGUCCUUGCAAUCACCUGGAGUAGGCACAGGGAAAGCAGCAAAGGCAGAAAACAGCUCUGCAGGGGGCCUGGGUGGGGAUGGAGAAGGGGCUCAAGAGCAGGGAGUUCAAGGUGAUGGAGACACACAGACUUUAAAUGUGGGGCAGAGUGCUGGAAACUUAUCACAGUUUAAUGCUGAGAAGCUGAAGAAAGAGCUAUCUGCAAUUAAAUCCAAAGAAACAAAAGGUGAUGUAAACUUCAAAGAACAGCAGAGUGACAGCUCGGCAGAGCUUCUGCUCGCAGCCCCUGCUCUGGAAGGGAAGUUGCUGAGCCUUUCAUCUGCUGGUAAACAGGGAAGCUGUAAUGAGGAAAUUGCAACCCGUAUCUGCGCAGAUGACAAGUACGGUGAGAUCUUAGAGAAAGCUGGGAAUGCAGAGCUAGGGGAAGGGGUUUUAAAGGAGAAUAAGAACAGAAGGAGGGCAGAGAGCGGUGCUCGCAAGCAGCCUGCGGAGAGCCCUGCAAAGGAGCAUGAGGCUGUGCCGUGCCUCUCGCUGGGCUCCAGCCUGCCGGACUUCAGGGAGCACAUCAGCCAGAUAUUCAGGCAAACAGUCUGCAGCACGCUGAGCACCGAGUUACCCCAGCUGCCAGCAGAAAGCCAUGCAGGCUGCAUGCAGAGCCCAACGACUGAAGGCACGGUGCAACCAUGUGGUGCUGGGAACUUCUUGGGGUCGGUCGAGGUGGGCACAGUAUCCAAGAGCCCCUUGCAGGCAGAAGAACUGGAGCUGCCUUUAGCUCUGUGCACGGCUCCUGGAUCUCUGCAGCAGGACACAGUGGCAGGGCUGCAAGGAGAGGAAAGCAGGCAGCCUGGUCUAGGCGAGGUUCCCUGCUUGGAGGGCUCUGCACAUGCUGCGUGCACACCGGAGAACCUGCAAAAGGCAAAUGCUGAGUAUCUAAAGAGCAGUGGGAUGGAAGGAGAGGCAGGGCUGCGUGCAGGUGGUGUGGAGCCUGCGUCGCUAAUGGGCUUAGAGGAGAAGAAGCAUGGACCGGCUGCAUCUGAUGGGGAAGCAGCUGAGAACUUCCAUUUGGAGGAGAAGCAACAGCCCAGCACAGCCAGCAUCCCGACAGCAGAGGACUCAGAGGAUGCUGCUCCAACAGAGAGCUCAAUGACAGAGCGCAGCACCAAGCCACCUGAGGAGGGUGUGAGCUGUCACAGUGAGCAGUGCCUAGGUCCUGAGCCAAGAGAAGAGGAGAAUGGGUGCAGUGAUCUGGACACCGCCACAAGCAUCUCUGAUGUGGCAGCUUCAGCCCUUCUCCCAGGAGGGUCUUACAGCUGUGAAAAACUGCCAGACAAUGUUAGCAUGUCACCUGGGGAAAUUCAGGAGUCAGGCACCCAGAGCAAUUUUAUGCAUGACGUUGAGGCACAGAGUGACACACGGGUGAUGCUGGAUGAUCCAGGAAACAGGGAAUGCAUGGGAACAUCAGAAGGUCCACAGGAGGAGAGAGGAGCCAUGCGUGAAUUAAUGGAUUACUUAAAAAAUGAAGCCAGCCAGGAUGGCUGUAUGCACACCAACUCCCAGCUGGGAUCCAGUGCUGAGAUGGAGGGAGACGUACAAGAGAACAGUGACACAGUGCUGAGCUCAGCAGAGGCAGCCACCGGAAAACCUGGAGCCAUUCCUGAGAUGGGCACUGAAAAACCUGGGGAUAUCCCUGAAACAGGCACUGAAAGACCUGGGGACAACUCUGAGACAGGCACAGCAAGGAUGCUGGUCACUGCUGAAGGUGGCUCGGUGUUAAGCAGCAGUACUGGGGAGCAGGAGGCAGAGCUGCAUGGAGACUGCUCCACAGCCACCGCUGGGAUGGAGCAGGGAGAGUGCUCCCCAUGCGCAGGCUUUGCUGGUGCUGAUGUUCAUCUGAGAGGGACAGACCUGGGGCAUGAAGGCUCACUGCAGGACACCCAAAGGAUGCUGUCCCCGCUUGCGUUCCAGGAGCCUGAGACGCUCGACCUCAGCACGCUUCGAGACACGGCUGUGGCAGGGCUGCCCACUGACAGCCCUCCUGGGCCAGGUGAUGAUAUACAGUUGGCUUCUGCCCUUGGUCCUCCUGAGCAAUCCCAAGCUGUUUCUACGGCUUAUGGAAAUGUUGAGCCCACGGAUGCUGCUGAGCUGACUGCAGCAAGCACUUCCAAGUCUGAUAGCUGUGAAGAAGCUGCUGGGCUCAUUUCUGGGGAUGUGCUGGUGGCUGCAGCCCCUGGUGGUGAAGUAGAGCUGCCUCCUCAAGAAGCUGAAAGUGUCACAGAGGAGAUAAAGAGGAGCUCUGACUCAGAAGAAGCAUUUGAGACCCCAGAAUCCACUACACCAGUCAAGGCUCCUCCAUCACCUCCACAGCCACCACCUGACACAGCAGCAGCCAUCGUAGCAGACACAGCAGAGCAAGAAAUAAAGCCUCAGCUGCCCCUGGAAGACACAGGAUUACCUCCUGAAACUGUCCCUGUAACUGAUGUGUCACACAGUGAGUCAGUUGAAGAAAGCCCUUUCCGUCCCCCUUGUCAUUCUUUCUCCACCGUCUUCGAUGAGGACAAGCCAAUAGCCAGCAGUGGAACUUACAACUUGGACUUUGAUAACAUUGAGCUGAUUGAUUCUCUCCAUGCCUUAGGACCGAGCUCUCCAGAAUUGAAGCAUCGUGACCCCAAAGCGAAUGUUCGAAGAAAAUCUACCGAUUCAGUGCCAGUUUCCAAAUCUACAUUAUCUCGGUCCCUUAGCUUGCAAGCUAGUGAUUUUGAUGGAGCAUCCUACCUUGGCAACAGCGAGACACUAGCGCCGGCAGCAGAUGCUUAUGGUACUGGUUCAAGCAGUGCUUCCAGUACCCUUAAGCGAACAAAGAAAUCCAGGCCCGCUUCCUUAAAAAAGAAGCAGCCAGCAAAAAAAUCCCUGGAUGCUCCGCUGGUGAAGGAAGCGCCACAAGAACCUCCUGACCUUGGCCAAGCAGCUUCUGCAGGUGAGGAGAAACCAGCACCUGAAGCAAAAGCUGACUCAGUAAAACCCGAGUAUACUGACCCUUCUAAAACCUCUGCUGAGAAACAGGAGGCCUCGGCUGUGCCUGAGGGAUCCUACCCUUUGGAUCCAGACAAUUUGGAAGGGAUUAGUGCUUUUAGCACUGGAGGCAGCAAAGUGCAAAACUCACCCCCUGCCAAUAAGAAAACGCUACCUCUUACACCUGCACCGGAGGCUGGGGAGGUGACUCCGUCGGACACUGGGGGGCAAGAGGAUCCUCCAGCCAAAGGUGUUGUGGUGAGGCUGGAAUUUGAUUAUUCGGAAGAAAAAGGGAUUGGUGAAGAGCAGCAGGAGAGCGCUCCUCCUCCUAAAAAAGCAGGUAAAAAGCCUGGUGCUAAAAUGCCGCUACGGAGGCCAAAGACUAAAAAGUCAGUGGAAAAGCUUGACAAUGCUCCGACCACACCGACAAAGACACCCACUGAUCCAAACGAAAUCCCUAUCACAAAAGGAUCCUACACUUUUGAUAUUGACAAGUGGGAUGAUCCCAAUUUUAACCCGUUCUCCUCUAGUACAAAAAUGCAAGAAUCUCCCAAACUGCCUCAGCAAACGUACAGUUUUGAUCCAGACGUGUGCGAGGACUCCAUUGACCCUUUCAAGUCUUCUUCUAAGAUUGCCAACUCACCCACUAAAUCUCCAGCCUCCUUUGAGAUACCAGCCAGUGCCAACGAAACAAACGGAACUGAUGGAGACAACUUGAAUAAACCUGCAAAAAAGAAGAAGACGCCACUAAAGACUGAUACAUUUAGGGUGAAAAAAUCACCAAAAAGAUCUCCACUAUCUGAUCCUCCUUCUCAGGAUCCCACCCCACUGCCUACCCCAGAAACGCCUCCUGUCAUAUCUGCAGUGGUUCAUGCAACAGAUGAGGAGAAACUGGCGGUGACCAGCCAGAAAUGGACCUGCAUGACUGUGGACCUGAGCACGGACAAGCAGGAUUACCCACAGCCCUCUGAUCUGUCCACAUUUGUCAAUGAGACCAAGUUCAGCUCUCCUACAGAGGAAUUGGAAUAUGGCAACUCAUAUGAAAUAGAAUAUAUGGAGAAAAUAGGCUCCUCUGUGCCUCAGGAUGAUAGCACCCCGAAGAAACAAUCUUUAUACCUAAUGUUUGAUGCACAGCAAGAGAGCCCAGUCAAAUCGCCUCCCGUCAGACUGUCCGAUUCCACCACGCCAUGCUCAGGGUCAAGUUUUGAAGACCCUGAAGCCCAGCAAUCCUCUGGAAUGAAAAUACAACAUCCAGCUUCUCGAGUCCUUGCUGCCAGCCAAGAGGCACACUUACAGUCACCAGACAAGUCAAAACAGAAGGACUUAGAGCCCAUGACACUAGGAACAACCCCAGAGACUAUUGAAAUAACAUCUCCUGAAGACUCCUUUGUCUCUGCUGAUGCUCUUCUCAACAGGAUAUCUAAGAAAACAUCAAUAUGUGAUCAACCUGAAUAUCUAGAUCCUGACUUAGCUGAAAAGAACCCCCCAGUAUUUGCUCAGAAACUUCAGGAGGAGUUAGAGUUUGCUGCAAUGAGGAUAGAAGCACUGAAGUUAGCCAGGCAGAUUACCCUGUCUUCUUUCCGCUCCUUAGAUGCCGAGAGAGAACCUGCUAUCCCAGCAGAUGUUUCCAUCUCUAAAAGUGUGCUGUACUCACGGAUCGGCGCUUCGGAUGCAGAAGGCACCACGAGUCUUCUCUACCCCCAGCAAGACUUGGAUGCUGCACUACGACUUGCCAGAGCAGAGAUUGUGGCCAAGGAAAGAGAAGUAUCUGAGUGGAAAGAGAAAUAUGAAGAAAGCAGAAGGGAAGUGAUGGAAAUGAGGAAAAUAGUUUCAGAAUAUGAGAAGACGAUUGCUCAGAUGAUAGAGGAUGAGCAGAGAGAGAAGUCUGUCUCCCAUCACACGGUUCAGCAGCUGAUCGUGGAGAAGGAGCAAGCGCUGGCGGAUCUGAACUCAGUGGAGAAAUCCCUGGCAGAUCUUUUCAGGAGAUAUGAAAAAAUGAAGGAAGUGUUGGAGGGGUUUCGAAAGAACGAAGAAGUAUUAAAGAAAUGUGCGCAAGAGUAUUUAUCACGAGUAAAGAAAGAAGAACAGAGGUAUCAAGCACUCAAAAUCCACGCCGAGGAAAAACUGGACAGAGCCAAUGCUGAAAUUGCACAAGUGAGAGGCAAGGCUCAGCAAGAGCAAGCAGCUUAUCAGGCCAGCCUUCGUAAAGAGCAGCUGAAGGUGGACGCAUUGGAAAGAACACUGGAACAGAAGAAUAAAGAGAUAGAAGAGUUAACAAAGAUUUGUGACGAACUGAUUGCCAAAAUGGGGAAAAGCUAACUUUUAACCAAAAUUCUGGACUUCAACACUGAGUGCAAUAUGACCAUUGGCACACUGAUGUCCAUACAUUUAUGUGGACGGGUUAUAUUUUCACUUUUUCGUAUGCACUACUGUAUUUUCUUUCUAAAUAAAGUUGAUUUAAUUGUAUGCAGUACUAAGAUGACUAUCAGAAUUUCUUGCUAUUGUUUGCAUUUUCAUAGUAUAAUUCAUAGCAAGUUGAUCUCAAAGUUCCUGUAUCAGGGAGAUUGUCAAGUUCUCUAAGAAAUUACAAAUUGCUGAUCCUAGCCUUCCCUUUGUACAUGAGUUCCCAUGUUGGAUGUCUUUUGGAUUUAAUAUAAACAUGUAUUACUUGCAUGGGGACUCUUGCCUUAAGGAGUGUAAACUUUAUCUGCAUUUGCUGAUUUGUAAAAUAAAAUGAAAAAUGAAAAAAAAAAAUCAAGAUGCAUGUCACUUAAAUGAAAUUCUCUAUUGUAAAUAAAUUUUUUCGUUGGAAGUUGAAAACAAGUGGCUUUAUUUUGUGUAUUUUGCUUGCUGACUACUUUUGCUGUGCCAGGUACAGCGGGGUUUGGUAAGGAACUCCUUGCCCAAUGAUGGGAUUGGCCACAAGGUCAUACUGCCUGUGAGCACCUAUUUCUAUAUCCUGCAUUCCCUACAAAUAUAUAUGCUAGAUUUGGACCUUUCUGUCCUCGGGUUUGAGCUUAAUCCAAUGGGAAUGACUGAUUCUCUCACCCUGGUCCAGAAGAGCACGUAGGGAAGUGAGGCUGUUUGUCUGUGUUGGGUGCUGUGACAUGAGGUGGUUUUUAAGCAAAUCUGUUGUUGAGUGAACACAUUUUGUUCUUCCUGCCAAUGGAAGAAUUUGCUGCCACAUUUGUGGAGAUGCAGUGUGUGUGAUUAGAAGUACACCCAGAAUAAGCUAGAUAAGCAGCAUUC
This is a messenger RNA of Phasianus colchicus (ring-necked pheasant), 9729 nucleotides long. RefSeq names its product transforming acidic coiled-coil containing protein 2 (gene TACC2). Gene Ontology annotation, cellular component: cytoplasm. Lineage: Eukaryota; Metazoa; Chordata; Aves; Galliformes; Phasianidae. Gene Ontology annotation, biological process: mitotic spindle organization; nuclear migration; cerebral cortex development. The record is from RefSeq and is a predicted model, not a curated record.